Molecule: messenger RNA, 2929 nt
Organism: Lepidothrix coronata (blue-crowned manakin)
Lineage: Eukaryota; Metazoa; Chordata; Aves; Passeriformes; Pipridae
Gene: GTF2E1
Product: general transcription factor IIE subunit 1
Exons: 5
Coding region: 231-1559 (442 amino acids)
Biological process (GO): transcription open complex formation at RNA polymerase II promoter; transcription initiation at RNA polymerase II promoter
Cellular component (GO): transcription factor TFIIE complex
Source: RefSeq, a predicted model, not a curated record
GCUGUGCAGACACCAUAAAGGGCUCUUUGCUUAACCUUAAAGCUUAGUCUGCUGUCAAAAAUCUGUACAGUUUGUAAUUUGAAGGAAGUUGCAGGAUUGUGGACAUCUGAGGAGUAGAUGACUGGCAAAUCCUCCUCAUUCCUGUUUACCAGGUUUGGCUGCGGGUUGAGCCCAUACAGUGAAACCAUUCACUUCUCCAGUAUACAUGAAGCUCAAGAUCUGAACCUGCUAUGACUGACCCAGACGUCGUCACUGAGGUCCCAGCAGCUCUCAAACGCCUUGCCAAAUAUGUGGUGCGUGGCUUUUAUGGCAUUGAACAUGCUUUGGCUCUGGACAUUCUCAUCAGGAACGCCUGUGUGAAGGAGGAGGACAUGCUAGAGCUCCUUAAGUUUGAUAGGAAGCAGUUGCGGGCUGUUCUCAACACUCUCAAGGGUGACAAGUUCAUCAAAUGCAGGAUGAGGGUCGAGACGGCUCCGGAUGGCAAAACCACCCGUCAUAACUACUACUUCAUCAACUACCGCCUCCUGGUGAACGUGGUGAAGUACAAGCUGGACCACAUGAGGAGGAGGAUUGAGACGGAUGAAAGAGACUCCACCAAUCGCGCCUCUUUUAAAUGUCCCAUUUGCUUCAGCACUUUCACAGAUUUGGAGGCCAACCAGCUGUUUGACCCCAGGACAGGAACUUUCCGCUGUACCUUCUGUGAGACUGAAGUGGAAGAAGAUGAGUCGGCAAUGCCCAAAAAGGAUGCAAGGACACUCGUUGCAAGAUUUAAUGAGCAGAUUGAGCCCAUCUAUGCGCUGCUUCGUGAGACGGAAGACGUUAACUUAGCCUAUGAAAUCCUGGAGCCAGAACCCACAGAGAUUCCUGCCCUGAAGCAGAGCAAAGAGCGUGCAGCUGGUGCUGGUUCAGGGACAGCAGCUGGCCUUGCAAGUGGACACCAUCGGGAAGCAUGGACUACAAAAGGACCAUCAUAUGAGGACUUGUAUACCCAGAAUGUUGUCAUCAGCAUGGAGGACCAGGAGGAUCUUAACCGGUCUGCAAGUGAAGGAAAGCCAGCCAGAGAGAGACCAAUUUGGCUGCGUGAGAGCACGGUGCAGGGGGCUUAUGACCCUGAUGAAAUCAAAGAUGGGGGCCGGGAUCUGGAUGCUUUCCAGGAGCGUGAGGAGAGCCGGGCAGCACUGGAUGAUAAUGAGGAAGUGAUGCGUGCCCUGCUUAUCCACGAGAAGAAGACGCCUUCUGCUUCCACAGUCGCUGUUGGAGGUACCGCUCCUCUCUCCGGUGGCAACGCUAGUGACUCUGAGAGCGAGACAAGCGAGUCAGAGGAGGAAUCCCCUCCCCGCGCUGCUGCCACGGCCACCACAACGUAUGGGCUGGAGGAGGAGGAUGAGGAUGAAGAAUUUGAGGUGGUGGCAGAAGACCCCACUGUCACAGUGGCUGGGCGCCCACACUCUUACAGCCAAGUGAGUCAGCGCCCUGAGCUGGUGGCCCAGAUGACGCCAGAGGAGAAAGAGGUUUACAUUGCCAUGGGGCAGCGCAUGUUUGAGGACAUGUUUGAUUAACUGAUUCCUCCCAUGGCGUUUUUUAAAAAGUGACUUUUUAAGCCAGAGACUCCCUAGUAAAACAGAAGACUGAAGCGCGUCUUUCCUCCCCUGUGUGCGGGGACACUGCGGCUCAGGAGUGCUAAUCUCAGGCAUCUUGCUCACCAGAGCAGGGGAGCAGGAAAGCUGCAUGUGCCAAAACAGGUAGGGAAGGACAAAUCUCAGACGUGAAGAUGCUUGCAAAGUAAAAAUCUGUUUCAGGCUGCGCUGCACAGGCACUGCUUUAACUUUCUCCAAGGCCCUAGCAGCUCCUUUCCCCGAUUGCUUAGAGUUGUUUUUUGUUGCAGAUCCUAGUGAAGUCUACAUCCCUGCCCUCAGAGGACAUAAGGGCUCCAUAGUCCGAGCAGAGUGCUCUGCAGAGGAGGGCGUAAGUAACAUACAGCUGCCUGUGAUCAGCAAGGGGAGAGGAGAGGGAGGCACUUUGCUGAUGGCAAGCUUGGGCAAGGCUUGUAGCUGACCAGCUUGCCAGCUGCCACUGACCACCAGAGUGGCUGUUUCUAAGCAGGCCUGUAGGCAGCAACCUUUUCUUGCUCCCAUUCACUCCUUACUGGGACUCAGAACCUCAAGGUCAGGUGUAACCUGAAAAACUCAGUGAAAGCCUUGGCAGGCACACACAGUCACCCUUUGUCAGUGUAACAAAUGCCCUCCAUGGCUCUGAACUGUCAGAGUGCUCUGACUUACCAGGAGAUUCCUUCAUUUUCCAGUAUUGUUGCCUGUUGCUUCUGCCUAGCCCUGUCUAAACUCCAGUGUUGCAAACAGUUCAUAGUGGGCAGGGCUGCUGUCAGGCAGUGCCAGAGAAAUGGCAUAACUAGUUUUUAUUUGCAAUCUCACCAGGGCUGUAUGAUUUUAAGAGGAAUUAUACAACUUCAACUUUGAAUUCUGCUUUGGCACAUUCUUUUACCACAGAAAAACAUUUAUCAGUGCCUAUAGAGCAAUAUAAUGUUUGUAAUGUUUUUCUCUUUCAAUUGAAAAUGUUGCUUUUUUAAAAUUGUUGACUUUUCCUAUACAGUACUACAAUAAAACAAAAUGAUAAAAGAAUUCUGUGUUCCAGAGGAUAGAGGCUGCAUUACGUGCUGUUCCACUUACAUGGGCAGCACAAAUUUGCUGUUCACUGAGACUGUAAAUCUGUUUUAUACUAACUAUGCUUUCUAUGUUCUGCUAAUCUUGUAAUGCCUCCUUUGUGGUUUGAUUUUCAGCUUCUUGAUAUUUUGAGUCCCCUCUUUUUUAAAUAGUAUUUUAAAUUUUCUUUUAAGUCAUUUUCAAGAGGAAUAAAUAAACAUAAACUUCUCCCCUUUGUCAUCUUUCAGUUUGUCAUGUGCCUAGUUGGGAAU